AUGAUUGAGCCAGAAGAUGUAUCCAGGAAAAUCACUGCAUGGGUAUGGAGCCAACUGGGAUUAGCAAUUCUUUCUGGAAUUAGUACGACCGAAUUUUUGAUAGUGUUGACUGGUGGAUUCCGAAGUCUUGAGAGAGAUCCAAGUGACAUGCGAGAAUUAAACACAGAAAGAACUGAUAGUGAUCUGAUCAUAGAAUGCAAUAUCUGUCUCGUGGAAUUCUCGGCCUCCAGAAUCCCUAGAAUCCUGAAAAACUGUAAGCACACAAUUUGUGAGCACUGUGCGGAUAGAACUAUAAGGAACAAAAAAAUAACAUGUCCAAUGUGUCAAACUGUAACAGAGGUUGAUGGGAGCAGCUCGAUGCUUACCAAGAAUCAUGCUGUGUUGGAAUUUGUUGAAGGAAUUAAGAUGGAAUGA
Caenorhabditis remanei is the source of this 414-nucleotide messenger RNA. RefSeq lists its product as uncharacterized. The record is from RefSeq and is a predicted model, not a curated record. The transcript is spliced from 3 exons. Bases 1 to 414 code for a protein of 137 amino acids. Lineage: Eukaryota; Metazoa; Nematoda; Chromadorea; Rhabditida; Rhabditidae.